This is a messenger RNA of Aureobasidium subglaciale EXF-2481, 915 nucleotides long. RefSeq lists its product as uncharacterized. The transcript has 2 exons. NCBI's taxonomy places the organism in Eukaryota, Fungi, Ascomycota, Dothideomycetes, Dothideales, Saccotheciaceae. The record is from RefSeq and is a predicted model, not a curated record. The coding region runs from base 1 to 915 and encodes 304 amino acids.
AUGGGCGCUCAGAAAGUACCACUGGAAGAUGGCUAUGCCCAAACUCCUCUCAACACCAUCAAGGUAUACAAGCAUAGAGCCGCCUACGACUACCAAACCGUCCACUCAAUCUUCGCCUCCACCCUCGUCUCCCACGUCUCCUUCAUCGGCACCGACGCAGACGGCGACCCAACCCCCAUAAACCUCCCCUUGACCGCCGUCCUAGCCCGCUACGACCCCUCCCACCCCCUCCCCACCUCCAGCACUCCUCCUCUCUCUUCCUCCCUCUCCCACCACGCAAACCUAAACCGACCCUUGGACCUCUACCUCCACGGAAACGUAGCCAUGCUCCUCCGUCGCGCCGUCCUAAAGAACGACGGCACCGCAAAAGUCUGCAUCGCCUCCACAAAAGUCGACGGUGUGGUCUUGAACUACACACCCAAUGGCCACAGUCUAAACUACAGAAGUGCUGUAAUCCACGGCACGGCUUCCUUGGUCACCAGCGCAGAAGAAAAGCAUUUCGCAAUGCAAAUGCUCACAAAUCACAUGAUAUCACAACGAUGGCAAAACACCCUCCCAGUCACUCCUUCAGCAAUUAAAAGUGUGCAAAUUUUACGUGUAUGCAUAAAUUCUGCUUCUGCAAAGCUGAGGGCCAAAAAUAUGGGCUUGGCGGAUAGUUGUGAGAUUGCCGCUCAAGGAAAAAAUGUUUAUACUGGUGUGUUCCCAUUGUAUGAGGUUUUGGGUGAGCCGGUCGAAAGUGGGUAUUCUCCCAAGAGGCCAGUGCAAGAGCAUUUGGACGAGUGGAGAAGCACGAGGAAUGAGCAGGAGAAAGAGUAUGCGAUGCAAGCGGCAGAAAAUCAAGAAGAAGAGGCAGUCACGAUACGGGAGCAUGUCAAGAAGAUUGAGGAGAUCAACAAGUUGAAAGGGGUUUAUUGA